Messenger RNA from Actinia tenebrosa (Australian red waratah sea anemone), 3499 nucleotides. Its product is annotated as dual serine/threonine and tyrosine protein kinase-like. Gene Ontology annotation, cellular component: cytoplasm. Gene Ontology annotation, biological process: negative regulation of apoptotic process; protein phosphorylation; positive regulation of fibroblast growth factor receptor signaling pathway. Gene Ontology annotation, molecular function: protein kinase activity; ATP binding. Lineage: Eukaryota; Metazoa; Cnidaria; Anthozoa; Actiniaria; Actiniidae. The record is from RefSeq and is a predicted model, not a curated record.
UCUUCGGUCAAAUUGCUCAACAAAUUUCGACUAACUAUUCUUUCUAAUCUUUUGAACACUUCCAAAGAUCAGAAAGAUUCGUCAAAUGCUAGCUUCAAAUCGGCUGACUUGGGCACCACCAUGUCAGCAAACUUACCAUACGAGAUCAGUAAGUUCCAGGAACAUAUUCGCCUUUUAAAACAAAUUAAGAGGGACACUAUCAGUUCGUUCAAGGAUCUCCAAUCCUCAGGCCAGUGUAAUCCAGAUAUCCUAUCUGCUUAUCUUCCAGAUGAACAGUGCCAGUUUUUAGACAGCGUGUGUGAGAAACCUCCGACRAUUAUAGUCGUAGGACAAACUUGUUUUGCUAAGGUAUGUGUUAUAAACGAGCUUCUCGGAGAACCCGUCCUACCGACGGUAGAAGAUUUGGACAAGAGUACGACAUGGCGAAUGAUCAGAAUUAAGUAUGGCAAUAUUUCGAAUGUGAGUCUUGUUCUACCGGACAGUUUUGAACUCGCUGCUGCUUUAAAUGCUCAUGAGGAUUGCUGGCAGUGUGUCCCGAGAGGGGAUUUAGAAGUUACUGGAAGCGAAAAAUCAGAUCCCGCGCUAGCAUCUGCAGUGGCUGAGGUAUCUUUGAACCAUGCUUUACUAAAGGCUGGCGCACAAAUCGUGUGUUCUCCAACCAACCACGAAGGUGAUGUAGAAAAUAUUUUUCGCGCCUGUUGUGAGGACGUUCUACCGAUAUUACUCUACGCUUUGGAACUGGAAAGUCUAAGUGAAAAGGAUAAAGCAGAGCUACUCCAGGUCAAAGCCUUAGCCCCAGACAUGCCGAUAUUCUUUGUCAAAUGCAGCCGUAAAUCACCUCAACUAACAGAAUCAAUGACAGAGUCAGAACAGCAUCAAGUUGUGUAUGAAUUCACUGAAGCAAGGACUAAGAUAUAUGAACAGCUCUGUGAUAUAGGUUAUUUGAUUCCAGACUCUUCAGAGACAAAGAAAGAGGGACCUAACUAUGUUGAAGAAAUGAGUACCAGAGCAAUCCUUGACUCUGUCCRACCAAAAUCCACACUGAUAGAGAACUUUUCAUUGUUUCCUUGUUUUCUACUCUUCGUUCGGCAGGUUUUGCAAUACCAUUUAGUCAYGGCUUCUUCAGCAUUGAAUGAGGCUCAUCAUAGAGUUUUGUCGCUGUUCAUAACGACUGCAUUCGAUAUGGCAAGAGACAUGAUUAUUACUCCACGAAGACUGCAAUACGCACGAGAAAAAGAGGAAGAACUAUUCAAUGCUCUGAUGGAUACGGCAUGCAGAAAGCAAGAUGAAAUCAAGGAGGUCAUUCACAAGACCAUCACCACUCUAUCCCCUCAAAUUCUAAAAGAAGUAGAAACCCUUGAAUUCAAGGGCAUUUUAUUGACAGAUGAUGAGGAACUCCAAAACGUUAAGGAUCUAGACACAUGUAUUAGUCAAAUUCAGGAACUUGUUUUAGGUAGGAUUAAUAAAGCAGUGGCUGGGAAUCUGAUCAGUUCUGUUGAGUAUUUACGCGAAAGCUUUGUUGGGACUUUGCAAAGGUGUAUCGACAGCUUGGAGAAAAUGGACAGCGAAGGUUCUUGGAACAAGGAGGAUCAGUCGGCUACAACGGCAUUAAAACAUGUAGUUGAUGCCGCAUACCAGGUAGAAGUUACAGUACGUGCCAGCUCAUCUCUUGCUCGGCUGCUGUGGGAAAAAAUGAAACAGGCUAUCCAGACGCUACCAGGCAAAGCCCCACCCAAGGUGGAUGGACCCUGGAAACAAAAGGUGGCACAGGACAUGCUGACGAGCCUUAGUGAGACCCGCCUAGCAAAACACAUAUGUUACCAGUUCAAAAUGAGGCUUCAUAAAUCACAUGAAGCUUUCACAACGAGUAUUAAAAUACUAGAAAAUAAUCACACAGGCAGAUUGGAAAAAACAGAAGAGCAGAGAAUGCGAGUACGCAAGUCUUAUGCACCUAAGAUUGCUCGCUUAGCUUUGGAGAGUACUUCAUUGAGAGAUGUUGUUCUGUAUGGUAUGCCUCAGCUUGGUCGGGAAGUAGGGCGUGGUCAGUAUGGUGUGGUGUAUUCCUGCGAUAGGUGGGCAGGGCGACACCCGUGUGCUAUCAAGUCUGUUGUCCCACCUGAUGACAAACACUGGAAUGAUCUGGCUUUAGAGUUUUACUACACCAAGUCCUUACCACGUCAUGAUCGUCUAGUAUCCAUCAUUGGCUCAGUGAUCGACUAUAGCUACGGUGGAGGAGCGUCCCCUGCGGUGCUCCUAGUGAUGGAUCGUUUACAGCGGGACUUAUACCAGGGGAUCAAAAGUGGGCUCAGUUUGAGGGCACGCUUACAAGUGGCAUCAGAUGUUGUUGAGGGGAUUCGAUUUCUUCAUAGUCAAGGUUUGGUUCAUCGGGACAUCAAGCUUAAAAAUGUCUUGCUUGACUCCAAAAACCGUGGCAAGAUAACUGACUUGGGGUUUUGUAAACCCGAAGCAAUGAUGUCCGGCUCGAUCGUGGGAACACCAAUCCACAUGGCGCCAGAACUCUUCUCAGGUCGCUAUGACAACAGUGUAGAUGUCUAUGCUUUUGGUGUUCUGUUCUGGUACAUCUGUGCUGGCACCGUGAGGCUACCCCUGGCAUUUGAACAGUGCGCAAGUAAAGACCACUUAUGGAACGCUGUACGACGUGGGGUGCGACCAGAGAGACUGGCCCACUUUGACGAUGAGUGCUGGACGCUUAUGGAAUCCUGUUGGAGCGGUGAUCCCUGUCAAAGACCUCUGUUAGGAGAUAUACAACCACAGAUUACAGCUCUUCUCAAGCGUCAAGAGGCAAAGAGUUCGUCGACGAGGCAGUCAAGAAGGACGACAGAAAAUCGAAAAAURGAUGGGAAAUAGUUGGAAGGAUCUUUCUCUCUUACUUGUGAGCGUCACAGUCGCAAACAAGGAACAACCAUCGACCAAUUAAUUGCAAACUACUUCUAGAAGCUUGUUGAUGGUAAUGACGACGGAAACUAAUUCAAGCCACGUAUUUUACCAAGCCCGUUGUCGAAAUUACAACAAACUCACGGUGAUUGCCACGACGUACAUCAAUGGAUAUUUUGACGCUAUUGCUUUGCUUGCUGCUCUUUGACUUUCAAAACGAAUCACAGAAUUACCCUGAAAGUCGCAAAACACUUGCAAAGCGAACAGCAGGAAUUAUUACUAUAUUUUUGGUUGAAAUGGUUGAAAAUAACAGUACAUGACAAAAAGUAAAUACUGCCUCUUUGGGCCAAAAAGUGCGAGAAAAAAUGAAAUUCUAAUGAAUUCCUUUUUUUAUGAAAAAUAGUCACUCUGAUAAUUAUACUUGUAAUAAUUUAUUACAGCGCAAACCAUAUCGUGAAAUACUAUAAACUAUAUAGCACUAAACACAUCUGUUUCUUUUGUUUUCAUUGACGCUAUUUUGUCGGUACUAAUUAGUGCUAUUUCAUGGGUAUAUGGUUUGCACUCUACAUAUUCAGCGCAAAUUAAACGCGUGUAUAUAAUCAAA